AUGAAUGCUGGGGCACGGAGCACACAGGCCUCGAUUCUCCUUUUCCUGCAUGCUGACACUCAUCUGCCCCCUGCAGCUCUUGCGCAGAUCCAGGCGGCACUGCGAGACCCAGAUGUGCAGGGCGGCUGCUUUGAAUUACGUUUCGAGGAAGAGUCGCAAAGCGCCACGCUACGCCUUUGGAGCUGGUUUACGCGAACGGGCUGCUGUCGUACACCCCGGCUCGUCUUCGGCGAUCGCGGCAUCUUUGUGCGGCGAAAAGCAUUUGAACAGAUGCAAGGCUACAGGGAGUGGCCACUCUUGGAGGACGUGGACUUUGCAAUGCGGCUUGCCAAGCUCAAUCGUAGAGCUUUCCGGUUUCUGCCUGUGGCUGUCACGACAUCUGCAAGACGAAUGCUGGCGAUGGGGCCCCUGAAGCAACAGCUGCUGAACACAUGCAUCAUCGUCUGCUGGUACCUGGGCGCGAGUCCGGAGCGCAUGAGAGACUGGUACCGGUACUACACCGCGCCUCCCGCUCGGCGGCCCUGA
This is a messenger RNA of Symbiodinium pilosum, 525 nucleotides long. NCBI's taxonomy places the organism in Eukaryota, Dinophyceae, Suessiales, Symbiodiniaceae. The record is from the annotation of a GenBank genome assembly.